Engraulis encrasicolus (European anchovy) is the source of this 1920-nucleotide messenger RNA. RefSeq names its product cytochrome P450 2J2-like. The coding region runs from base 76 to 1572 and encodes 498 amino acids. The transcript has 9 exons. Lineage: Eukaryota; Metazoa; Chordata; Actinopteri; Clupeiformes; Engraulidae. Gene Ontology annotation, cellular component: cytoplasm; intracellular membrane-bounded organelle. Gene Ontology annotation, molecular function: iron ion binding; oxidoreductase activity, acting on paired donors, with incorporation or reduction of molecular oxygen, reduced flavin or flavoprotein as one donor, and incorporation of one atom of oxygen; heme binding. Gene Ontology annotation, biological process: xenobiotic metabolic process. The record is from RefSeq and is a predicted model, not a curated record.
GCGGCACAACCGUCGCAGGUCGCUCCGUCACUUGGUGAAUGUUUACUCUGGUCUGUCACUGCUUUUGUGUCGAACAUGCAUCUUAGUGGUCUCCUAAUGGAAUAUCUAGACCUGAAGACCUCGCUGGUUUUUCUCGUCAUAUUCCUUCUACUCGUCGACUAUCUGCAGAAUCGAAAACCUUCCAAUUACCCUCCUGGACCAUUGCCACUGCCUUUCUUCGGGAACCUCUUCAACAUCGAUGCCAAACAACCACAUAUCUACCUGACCAAGUUGGCAGAUGUUUAUGGAAGUGUCUUCUCACUGCGUCUCGGUCGAACACAAACAGUGUUUGUCAAUGGCUACAAACUGGUGAAAGAGACUUUGGUGGGGCAGGCUGACAACUUCGCUGACCGCCCUUUCAGCUCUGUGGCUGACAGAAUCUUCCCAGGGAAUGGAGGGUUGUUCCAAAGUAACGGGUCGAAGUGGAGGAAGCAUCGGCGCUUCAUGCUGACCACCCUGAAGAACUUGGGCAUGGGCAAGAGCAGUCUGGAGGACGCCAUCGGACAGGAGUGCAACUGCCUUCAGAGGGAGAUGGAGACCCAGAAAGGUCAGGCGUUUGACCCCAGAGCGCUUUUGACGAGUGCUGUGUCGAACAUCAUCUGUCAGCUGGCGUUUGGGCGGCGAUACGACUACGCUGAUGACACAUUCCAGAAGAUGCCGGUGCUGAUGAAUGAUGCCAUUCAGCUGGAGGGAUCAGUGUGGGGACAGAUGUAUGAAGCCUUCCCCUCCAUCAUGAAGCACCUGCCUGGUCGUCAUAACGACAUCUUCAGCAACUACGGGCGCAUCUGUGACUUCAUCAAGGAGGACUUGGACCGACACAAGCAGAACCACGACCCCUCCGACCCGCGAGACUACAUGGACACCUACCUGACAGAGAUGAACAAGGGAUCAGGGGACUCUGCUGAUGGCUUUGAUGAGGUCAGCCUGGUUCUGAACUGUGUGGACCUGUUUGCUGCCGGGACUGAGACCACGUCCACCACCCUGCAGUGGGCUCUGAUCGCCCUCAUGAAGUACCCCCACGUACAGGAGAAGGUGCAGGCUGAAAUAGACAGUGUGGUGGGACAAUCCCGUCAGCCCAGCAUGGCUGAUAGAGCCAGCAUGCCUUACACGGACGCCGUCAUCCAUGAGGUGCAGAGGAUGGGAAACAUCGUACCCCUGAACGGCCUACAUAUGGCAGAGAGAGACACCACACUAGGAGGGUACUUCAUCCCCAAGGGUACAGCUGUGAUGCCCAUGCUGACCUCUGUGCUGUUCGACGAGACGGAGUGGGAGACGCCACACGAGUUCAACCCAGGACACUUCCUAGACGCAGAGGGCAAGUUCAGGAGACGAGACGCAUUCAUGCCUUUCUCUGCAGGUAAGCGUGUGUGCCUGGGGGAGCAGCUGGCUCGUAUGGAACUCUUCCUUUUCUUCGUGGCUCUGCUGCAGAAGUUCAGCUUCUCCACCGAGGAGGGGGUGGAGCUCAGCCUGGAGGGGUGUGUGGGCUUAACACACACCCCACACCCCUUCAAGAUCUACGCACACCUUCGUUGAUCACACACCCCAACACACACCAGUGUAAGCAGUUAUGCUUAGUCAAGUCAAGUCAAGUCAAGUCAAGUCAGCUUUUUUUAGGGCCUCCAAAACAUUAGCAGUGGCCAUGGUAGCAACCAACCCCUUCAAGAUCUAAUCACAUCUCCACUGACGGGGCCUAGCUAAUGCAGUGUAUGGCCUCUUGAACUACAGCAAAUUACAUUUUCUUAGAUUUUAUAUUUUGGGGUCAUGCCUGUUUUGUUUUUUUUUGCAAGUGGACUUUACGGGUUGUUUUAUUUGACUGUCUCAGCACUUCAGUAGUUUCUCCCUAUGAUGGUGGUAGUGAUCUGUCUUUUCACUUUUAGUGUC